CUGAUCCUGCUGCAGGGCCACGAGCGCUCCAUCACUCAGAUCAAAUACAACCGCGAGGGAGACCUGCUCUUCACCGUGGCCAAGGACCCCAUUGUCAAUGUGUGGUAUUCGGUCAAUGGGGAGAGGCUCGGCACCUACAACGGGCACACUGGAGCCGUGUGGUGUGUGGAUGCCGACUGGGACACGCGCCACGUGCUCACGGGCUCUGCAGACAACAGCUGUCGGCUCUGGGACUGCGAGACAGGGAAGCAGCUUGCGCUGGUGAAGACGAGCUCGGCCGUGAGGACGUGUGGCUUUGACUUCGGAGGAAACAUCAUCAUGUUUUCCACGGAUAAGCAGAUGGGAUAUCAGUGUUUUGUGAGCUUCUUCGACCUUCGGGACUCCAGCCAGAUCGAGAAAAAUGAGCCGUACAUGAAAAUCCCCUGCAGCGACUCCAAGAUCACGAGCGCCGUGUGGGGCCCCCUGGGAGAAUUCAUCAUUGCGGGACACGAGAGCGGAGAGCUGAACCAGUUCAGUGCCAAGGUCGGUGUGAUCAGA
Tinamus guttatus (white-throated tinamou) is the source of this 537-nucleotide messenger RNA. The record is from RefSeq and is a predicted model, not a curated record. NCBI's taxonomy places the organism in Eukaryota, Metazoa, Chordata, Aves, Tinamiformes, Tinamidae.